Molecule: messenger RNA, 13748 nt
Organism: Manis pentadactyla (Chinese pangolin)
Lineage: Eukaryota; Metazoa; Chordata; Mammalia; Pholidota; Manidae
Product: protein SPATA31F1-like
Source: RefSeq, a predicted model, not a curated record
AAUAAUAAUAAGGGAGAAAUGUGAGAUUCACAUAUAAAUCAAGUAUAAAAAUUAAAAAAAAAAACUACCUUGUAACAAUCUCUUAGAGGUGGGAGAAUAAAUAAUUCAUCUGCCUGUCUGGUAGCCAGCCUCCAAGAUGGCCCUUAACAAUUCCAUUAUAUUUUUAUUUAUUUAUAUAAUGUUUACAAUGUAAACAUACUACUUAUAAAUAUUAUAAUUAAUAUAUGUGUGUGUUCCCCAUACUUUUUUCUACAAAAAUGAGAAGAUAUUAUAUACACUUGUUUCAUUUAUAUACAAAAGCAUAUGUAUCUACCUCAUCCUUUUUAAUGGCUGCAUAAUAUUCCAUUAGAGAUGCAUCAUAAUUUAUUUGUUUCCUGUUUAAGUUACUUCUUCUCUUUCACUAUUAUAAUUAUGUGGUGAAAAAUCUUGUACAUUAGUCUUUGUGAUUUUAUUAGAUAAAUUCCUGGGAGGGGAAAUGCUAAGUCAAAGGCUAUGUGCAUUUUACAUUUCCAUAAGCACCCCUAAAUUGCACUCCAAAAGUUUGUUAUUAUUUAUGUUCCACCCAGCAGCAUGUAGAAGGCCUCUUUUGCACAUCUUUCCUAAUACAUUUCAUAAUCAUUUUUUUGUCAGUCUAAGAGAUGAAAAUGUUAUCUUAUUGUUGAUUUAAUUUUCAUUUUCUUAUUAUAAGGUUGAUCGGUUGAUGAAUAUAUGUUUCUUCUAGAAAAUUACCUGAAAACAAGGAAAACAAGAAUUGAAAACUACAUCUUAGAUGAAAUUAGAAAACAGCUAUAACCCAGAAUUAUGGUACAUGAAAAUGAAAAGUACUUAGAAGAAAUGUAAGUGCUCUGGCUCAGAAAAUGUAGCCACAUUCACAAGGUUCCAGGGUUCCUUUAGGGAUUUAGUGAUGCCAUCAAACAUCUAAGCACUGUCUAUUCUUCUCCAUCUUCCUCAGAUGCUGAUGUUUUAUCCUCUGACCUGUCACCUCAGGGUCACAUGAUGGCUGCCCUAGAUGUAAGCAUUAUCUCCACACUUCUUAUUCAAAGGCAGGAAGCAAUGGUGUCAUAGGUUGUAAAGCUAUAAGGAAGUGAUCAUAUCCUGUCUCUUUUAUCAGAAAACAAACUCUUUCCCAAAAGCCCCCCAGCAAAUUUCCUCAUAUAUCUUAAUCAGAACUGGGUCCACAUGUCCAUCCUUAGAUGCAAAGUAGUCUAGAAAAUGGGGACCUAGCAAAGAUAUCAAUUGUUUUAACAAGUAUUGUUGAUUAAUAAACCACCCCCAGAGUAAAUAGCUUAAGAUGCAAUUAUAAUAUUUUAUUUUUUUCAUUGUUUGGGUGAUUGACUGGGGUCAACUAGGCAGUUUUGUUUGGGAUUUGUCUGCAGUUGCAGUCAUAAUGCUGGUGCUGGAAUCAUGAGAAGAUUAACUCAUCCACAUAUCUGGUACCUGGGUUGAGAGGAUAAUCAGCUGGGGCUGGAGCACCUGGGGCUCCUUAGCAUCUCAUUCUAUUUCUAUGUUACCUCUCCUCAUGAUCUGUUCUGGACUUCCAACAUGACUAUUCAUGAAUUCAAGGGCACAUGUCCUAAGAAAAAGAGCUAGGCAGAAGCCAGAUUGCCUUUUUGAUAUAACAUCAAAAGUCACACAUUACUUACUCCAUCUUCUAUUUUUCAGUAGCCUGACCAGUUUCAAGAGGAAAGGAAAGCAACUCUCUCUCUUAAUAGUAGAGUGAUAAGUUUCAGGAAAAGCUAGAAAUGUCAGACUAGAAAUAUUGUUGUAUUUUUGUAAAAUAUAAUAUCCAUCAGUUGGCUAUUACCAAUCAUGAUUCAUCCAGAGGAACUAGGCAUACGGUAGCCCUGAGUAAAGUUAGGCUCAUCAUACAUUGCUGGCUGGAAUGUAAAAUGGUGCAGACAUUUGUGGAAAACAGUUCAGUGGUUCCUCAAGAAGUUGAACAUAGAACAUAUGACCCAGAAACUCCACUCCUACAUAGAUACCCAACAGAACUGAAAACAGGUGUGCAAACUAACCUUGUACAGGAAUGUUCAUAGCAGCAUUAUUCAUAAUAGCUCAAAAAUUAAAACAACUCAAAUGUCCAUUAGCUGAUGAACAGAUAAACAAAAUGUAGUGUGUCAAUACAGUAGAAUAUUAUUCAGUCACAAAAAUGAAUGAAGUACUGAUACAUUCUACAACACAAAUGAACCUUGAAAACAUUAUGCUAAGUGCAAGAGGCCAGAUACAAAAGGCCACAUAUUGUAUGAUUCCCUUUUAUAUUAAGUGUUUAGAAUAGGAAAUUCCAUAGACAUAGAAAGCAGAUUAGUGAUUGUCAGGGACUGGGGAGAGGAUGAAAUGCUUAAUGGGUGUAGGGUUUAUUUUGGGGGUGAUGAAAAUGUUUUGGAAUUAGCGGUGAUGGCUUCACAGUACAUUCAUAGUUGUGAAUGUACUAAAAGCCAUUGAAUUGUACAUUUAAAAAUGGUUAAAUGGUGAAUUUCUGUAAUGUGAAUUUUACCUUAAUUUUUUUUUAAUUAGGGUUCAGUUAGCUAGGAAGAAGUGGAGAAUUAUUAGUUGACAGCCAAUUUCCUGUUUUAUGUGGAAGAGAAACCCUAUUGUGCUGAGAAAGUCUUUAUUCCUCUUUCUUUUUUUUAACUUUUUUUGUCUUGGUGUAUAAUUCUAGGUUGAUAUUUUUUUUCUUCCAGAACUUUGAAGAUGUCACUCCACUGUCUUCUAGUUUACUUAGUUUUUGAUAAGAAGUCUGCAAUCUUCUUAUGUUUGUUUAUUAAUAUUUUUUUUAAUCAAGCUGCCUUCAAGAUCUUCUCUUUGUCUUUAGUUCUUAGAAGUUCACUUAUGAUAUGUCUGGGUAUGUUUUUAGAUGUUUAUUUUUCUUAGUAUUCUCUAAUCUUCUUGGAUUUGUAGCCUGGUAUUGGUUACUAAUUUGAAAUUUUCUUGCCAUUAUUUCUUCAAAUAUUUCUUCUUUCCCAAUCUCUUCUUCUGUCUCUCUCUUCUUCUGGGAUGCCAGUUGCAUGUGUUGGAUUAUUUGAUAUUGUCCUACAGCUCCAAUCUGUUGUGAGAUUUUUUUUCCCCACAUUUUCCUUUAUGUUUUAGUUUGGAUAAUUUCUUUUGAAUUGUCUUUAGGUUCACUGACUCUUUCCUCCUCUGUGUCAACACUACUGAUGAGCCAAACAAAAUAAAUCUUUAUGUUACCAUGUUUUUAUUUCUUAGUUUCCAUCUCUGCUGAAAUCACCCAUCUUAUCAUGAAGGCUGUUCACCUUUUCUACUAGACCCUUUUACCUAAUCAUAGUUCUUCUAAUUUCCCUGUCUGAUAAGUCCAAUAUCUGUAUCAUGUCUGAGUCUGGUUCUGUUAAUUGCUUUGUCUCUUAGUAGUGUGUCAUUUUUCUCUUCCCUUUUUGUAUGCCUAGGAAUAACACUUUGUUGAAAGUGGGACAUCUAAUGUAAGGAAGUAAAGACUGAGGUAAAUAGCCUUAAUGCCUGGAAAUGGGCACACUUCUCCUUCUGCUAGGAUUUUAGAGCUAGGGAUUGAGUCAAUCUACUCAGGAGCUGACUUAUGUUUGGGUUGUGUUUUGCUGUGAAUAUUGUCAAUGCCCAUCAGGCUUCAAGUUUCUCUAACAUUACCUGUGUUUAUGGUUGACGUUGGUUUGUCAGACGUUUCAUCAGUGUCUGCUCCACCCUCAGCUUUACAUCUUCCCUUGUGCCUGCUCCUCAGAAAGUGUCAUCCUCCAUGCUUUUGAUGCUAUUUCAGCACUAAACUGCUGUUACUUAUUGGUCAAUGCUUAUUAGCCUCCUUGGUGGUGGGAGGGGUGGGGGAAGUGUUCUCAGAUAUUUUCUGAUUCAGCAUCAGUAUUAGAUAGGCACUGUAGCCCAGUUUGAGUCUUAGGGGUACGGCCUUCUCCGUGAUCCUGCCCCACCUUCUGCUGCAAGAUCUCUAAUAGUCUUGAUCUACAGAGGUAGAAGUUUUUUUUUUCUCUUUUCCCUUUCUCCAGCUGUAGUGGGUCUUCACUAAUACAUGACUUACUGUUAAAUGACAGAACUUACUACAACCAGCAAUUUAAGGCUUUUGUUAUCUAGGGAAGAUGGGGGAAGGAUCUGGAUAGGGCUUGGUACCUCUCCCUACAUGGCAGAUCUUCCUUUCCCCAGAUUUGUAUUAAAGGGAGACUUUCUCAUGACUCACAUGCUGUCCCUAAUCUUUCUUGUGAACACAUGGUAAGGUCCAUGGAGAAGAGCCUGCAAGUGAGUGUGAAUUACUCUUGUACUGUGGCCUUCUACAAUUUCUGUAUUCUCAUGCUGGCUUGCAUUUGGCCUUUAGCAAUUCCUUAAAAUUUAUACCUGAAUUUUACCAACUUGAUGGUGUCCAGGUGAGGACUCAGCCCCGAAUAAGCAAGUGCACUUGUGCAAACCCCCUUGGAGCCACCAUGCUGUCUUUUCUUAGAUUAAGAUUAAUUGUGUUUCGUUGGAAGCUCAGCUCUCUGAUAAAUUCAAAAAAGUUGCAGAUUUGCAGAUAGUUUUGUGAUUUUUUGUUGUAGUAGUAAAAGCAGUGCUAUUUCCAGCUUUCCUUUGUGCUAAAAUCCAAAAGCCCCUGAGAAGCCCUAUUUUGUAGUUAAAUCUGUCACAUAUACUUGAAUGCAAUUCUUAGCUAGUACAGGCACCAACUUCACUCAUUUAUUUUAAAAAAAUAAAUUUCAAGUGCAGCAAAGUUGCAAGCAUAAAAAAUGAAACCAUGAGUACCAGAAGAAUCAGGGAGAACUUUCUUAGAACUUCAGAAAGGGAAAAACCUUUAAAAUUUUUCUUAAAACAUAGAAGCCAUAAAAUAAAAACUAAUGAGACUAAUAAUAAGACUAAUAGAUUCAACUACAUAAAAUGCAAAAUUUUCUAUAUGGCAAGAAAUCAUCAUAAACAACAAACAGAAAAAAUUAUUUGCAAUACAUAUAUACAAAGGACUAAUUUUCUUAAUAUUAAAAGGCAUUUAUAGAUAAAUAGAUCAAAGAAUAGGAACAUAUAUUUAACAGAAAAGGAAAUAAGCAUGCAAAAAAUAAGUAGUCAACCUUAAAACAAAUUUGUAAAAUGCAAGAUACAAUUGAUCACUUCUGAGGUUGAUGGAGAUAAAAAAUUUUGAUAAUAUUGAAUUGACAAGUGUGGCAACAGGCACCCUUACACAGUUUUGGUGAGAGUGUAAAUUUAUAUAAUUGGGGCAAAUAGGCAAUGUCACAUUUAAAAUACACUCUUUCAUCCAUCAAUUCGACUCUUAGAAAUUUCUCCUACAUAUAUACUUAUACCUGUGUGCAAGGACUUGUAUACAUAAGGUUCAUGUCAGCAUUAUUAUUCAGAGCAAAACACUGUAAAUAACUAAAUAUCCAUGAAUAUAGAAUUGAAGAUAAGUCAUGUUGUAGUUCUAUCAAAGACUGACAACCAUCAAAGAAAAUUACAUAUACAAUAUAUAUUUAUAUCGUUGAAUAAAACAAGGGGAAAACAGUGUCUAUCAUAUGUUCCAGUUGUGAAGAAAAAUAUAUCAGUUUAUUUUAUUAUGUAUUUAUAUAUCAAUACAUAUGCUUCCUAUGCUAAAUUAAUUCUGAAAGAUAUGUGGAGCAGAAAUUCUGAGAAAUACUGUGGAGAAAGUAAAAGUGCCUAUAGCCAGGAUUCUCACCUGACCCUGGUCAGCUUGCUGACUACACACAUGUGGGCUAUAUGUUAUUAUUGACUCUAGAUAAAGAGGUCUGCCCAGUGCACUGGGCUGCAAGGCUGCAGGAGAGCAGAGACUGGAGUGGUGGCCGUGCUAAGGACAGAGACUGAGAUGACUGCAGGGGCAAAGAGGCUCAGAGGCAGAGACCAGCUUGAUGCAUGCAGACUUGCUCUAAGGUGGAAGGUAUUCUGUGCUUGACCUGCCACCAUGGGAAUAAAGUUGGGUAUAAACCCUUUCACCCCAAAACGUUCUAUUGUCAUUUUUUGGUCUCACUGAAUCCAAAGUGAACUUGCCCCAGGCUGAAACUCACUGGGAAGACAGAUACACAAGUAAGGGAAAAGCAGAGACAAGGGUGGGAAAGACAUAGCACACACCUUUUUUGCCUUUUGAAUUUUGUAUAUGUGCUUGUAUGCCUACUUUUUAAGAAGGCAAUUAAUUAUAAUUAUUGAAAUAAGUAAAUGCCUCCAUCAAGAGACCUUAUCCAGUCUUUCCCCACACUCCUAUCCAGUCCACCCAUAUGCACCUUUGCUAGAAAUAGACUGCAUUUCUUCUUUCUCUUUUUCUUUUUUUUUAUUAAGGUAUUAUUGAUAUACACUCUGAUGAAGAUUUCACAUGAAAAAACAAUGUGGUUACUAUAUUUACCCAUAUUAUCAAGUCCCCACCCACACCCCAAUGCAGUCACUGUCAAUCUAGACUGCAUUUCUUAACUGCCAAAUGCACUCCAUGACCUAUUCCUCAGUGUUCUGCAUUUGUGUGUUGUAAAGUUUCUCCCCCACCUAGAGCAUGCUCCUCUUCCCUACAUCCUGUACUUUUAGAUCCAACUCCAGCGUCACUCUACCCAGGACCCCUCUCUGACCACCCUGAUCCUCACUAUGCUUUCUCUUCUCUGAAAGGGGAUGUUUGUGACGUGGGCCUCACAAAUAAGCAUAUAAUUCUAUUUGUUCUAGAUUGUUGACUCUUGCUUCGCGUAAAUUAGUCCUAACUUAGGAACAAGAUACUUAAGUCUCUCAACAGCAGGAAAACAGCACAACUGAAUUGUCUUUGUACCCUUGACACUGCCCAGCUUAGGGAUGAGCAUAGACUGAGGUUUCACCGUUCCAGCAGCAUAUAGGACUGGAUGCUAAAGGACCAAAAUAGUCUCCUCAGAGAUUAUUGAACCCAAGCAUUUUUUGGCUGCUAGAGCACUGCUACCAAGACACGCUUCUCUCAAGAAAACCUGGGAUAUUAUGUCACAAUAUCCUCAGAGGGGAAGCAAGUAAUAUGAUAUCUAAACCAAUAGUCAAGGAGUAGGAGUGAUGGGUCUGAGGCCUAAUUGGAAAGUACCUGUACUGCUUUAAAGUUACCAAAAUCCAUGUUAAAACCCAAAAUUCCUCAGGUAAGCAUGUACAUGCAGAGGAAAUAAGCAGGUCCAUGAGUGGCAAUUAGUUUAUGAUCAUUAGUUGGAAGUGGCCACUCAUCUCUACAGGAAGUCAUCUUCCUGAGCAAGCAGAAUGCUAUCACAUGGGUAGAGCAGCUGUGAAACACAAAACUCUGAAUAGUGCUGCAGAAAUGAGCCAAAUUCCUGUGUCUCCAUGGAAAGCAGUGCUCACAACCUCUUCCCACCACACAGAAUGGAGACUUCCCAUAUUUCACAGACUUAAAUCUAAAGAUAUUGCCACUUUGGCCUUUCCCUGCCUCAUCAACCAGGGUUCCCUUCACACACCUCUAAUUUUCCAUCACCCAUUGCCUGUAACAUUAAAGCGCUCCAUUUCCAAGCCAUCGUCAGACUCUGCCCUCCCUAAGCUCCUGUGUGCUUCUCAGAUACACUUCUAGUACAUGUCAGAGAAUUGGUGGAGAGUCUUCUGUCCCAAUGACUCUUCCUCUAAAGGUUCCCUGUGUCCCUAAACACUCUGUUUUCUGGGGAUGAGUGACUAGACAGGGGUCCUGAAGGAGAGAAAUGAGCCGUCAGGCUGUUGUAUGGUGUGCAGAGAGAAAACAAAGUGGGACCAUAGACACUGCCUGUGAGUGGACACCUUUAGUCCCAGGCUCUGUAACUCUGACAAUCAGAUACCCUCACCUGCAGACUUAAUUACCACAUAAGCUUCCCUAAGACAGAUUAAGGUCUAUGAGCUGCCCCUGCCUGUGAAACAGAAGGGCUUUGUGAUGCAGUCUGGUGGCCUGGUUCCAUCAACUGUGAGGCAGAGAUGACAAGGCAUUGGGAGUCAUUACGCAUGAGGACACUGACCGCCCUCAUGCAGAGAUGGUUGGUCUCCUCAUGCUAAUGAGGCUUAGACCAUGUUGAGCCCUACUUUUGCUCUGUGGGAUGUUGGAUAUCCCUUAUAUACAACCUAUGGCUCCAUCUUCAUUAUUAUCCUAAUUAUCUGGCAAGUGAAAAGGAGUUACCAUGCAUUAAGGUUGGAACCUAAAAGGAGCUGCUGCCAGCAUUACUGAAAAGUCAAGCAAAGGAAUAGAGAUGCAGCAUCAAGGCUUAAGAGACUUCCCCAGGAGGAGGAUGAGAAGCCGUGGGAGCUGCUCUCUAUCAUGAAAAGCCAAAGCUGGCUUCCUCAGGAGGGAAGUGUGUGGAGUAUCCUGUGUACAGACACCAGCUGCCAAACCUGCGAUGGCAUGGCUCUGGAGAUUCAGCAUUUGCUGGACCAUCGCACGACUCCUUGUCUAGAUAUUUUGUCCAUGUCAAGAGUGUCUUUUGAGCAGAAUCUAGAGCAUUGUUCUGCUCACUCCAAAGAGCUUCCACUUCCAUCUCCAACACCCCCAGCAUCACAAUUCACAGAUCAGAAAUCCUUAACACAGCCAGCUGUCCAGUUAACCGAUACAAUCAACAUCCGUGAUGACUGGACUGAGCACCUCAAACUAAGGCAGGGAUUUCAAGUGCCAGAGGUGCCGUGGGGCCCAGACAUGAUGUCUUCUUCAAGCCUUCAGGAGCCUAGAAUUCUGAUGUACCAAGAGGAGUUGACACACAGCGACACCAACCUUGUACAGGAACAAGAGCAGCAGCCCUUGAUUUCCCAGGUGUCUCUGCUGACCCUGAACCAAGAAAUCACUACCUUGACACAUCCCAUAGCCUUGCUCAUGGCAGCUGCCCUCCCUGCCCAACUGCCGUUCCUCUGUCCUGGAGUCCUGAGAAUUCUUGAAGUUCAUGUGAAAAAAUGGAUGUAUUUCCAGAGGUGGGGGCUCCCCAGACGUGUGGAGGAGUCCCUGAGGUAGCUUAUGCCAAACCCACCAUUCUUUUAUGGACCUGAACAUAACCAACCAGUUUCUUUCCUCCAGAAUACUUCUAAGUUUGCUGUUGAGAAUUUGGGGGCCAUUUCCUACCAGACAUGGGGUUUGUAUGACGGCCAGCCCACCCAGGCCUUCUGGGUCUUGGAAUUGCCCAUUAUGGACCCGGAACAAAGACACACUACCUGCAAAUCCCAAACCAUGUGGCUUGGACAGCCUCUCCCUCUCCAGCCCUUAGAACACUUUAGUGGCCUCUACCCAUUUCCUGGUCAACAGGUUUAUGACUCGGUGGGCCGUUUGCAACAGAAAUACAGCCAGCUAUUCUGUGGCCUCCCUUCUCUACACAGUGAGUCCCUAGUUGACACUGUCUUGGGCUCUCAAGGCUUCUCCACAAACGGGAGCAUGUCCAGGUACCCCUUGAAUGAUCCUUUUCUCUUUAAGGGACUCUCCUUCCUCCCGUUGCUGCCUACAACUCCAUCCCAGUCAGCCCCACCGUCUUCCCCAUCUUCCCCAAGUUGGGUUGCUCCAUCUGACCAGCGAGCUCAGGUCAGUGUCGCAUUUCUGACUCUGGCCCAGUGUGAAGCCUUGGAGUAGCACCUGCUGCAGAGGCAGCUCCAGCAUCAGUGGGGUUUGCCAGCUGUCUUCCAGGGACCUCAGCACACGCAGAGCUCUGUGCAGUGUCAGCCUUGUGACAAAGCCCAGUCUCCUGAGAGAGUGAAAACAUCCCGGCCAGGAAAACCCAUGUCGGUCGUCACCAGGGAACUACUUUUCUUCCCAGAGAAUGCCCAGAGGCUGCUGGAACUCCACCUCCAGAGCCAGUCAAUCCACCCUCGCUGGGGCCUGCCCCAGAAGCACCGGGAGUCCACCCAGUUGCUCCUGUCCCUCACCGACCAGCAGACUCUGUCCUGGGGCAGCACAGCCUGAGCCAAUGUGAGUGUUCCCCAGCCUACGGCCCCAGAGGCCAUUAGGGCUGGUGACCCAUUCUCACCCAUCAUAGACCCACACUUGUUUGACCAGGCCAAGGCAAUACUGCAGAGCCAUAUCAACUCCAAAAGUGGGCAGAUUCAUCAGGGCAAGGUCCCUGCCUGUGUAUACAGCUCCUGGGAGUGCAUAAUUCCUGGGAGCCUGGAAGUGACUCCCCUCACCUGCAUCCCAGAAAGCAAGCCCCUGGAGCUACAGGCAGCAGCUGGCCCUGACCUCCAGCAGGCAGUUAUGCCCUGGAUGCCAACAGCGCCUGAGCAGCAGCAGGCCUCACCAGGUGUUGUCAGUGCACAUCCUAAGCUGCCCCGAACCCUGUCCAAGAGAGCCAUUGAGAAACUGGAGAUGACUUUACGACACAAGUAUCUGGCCUUCUUGUCAGGGCUGCCUGCUCUUUAUUCUGUGACUCUCUCUGGGGCCAUGGCACCGGUAGUCACUACCCAGGCUGGAAUCACAGAGAUGGUGCCUGGACCUGACAAAUUCCCAACAGAGCCACUGACUCGGAGGAUCUCCUCUGAUGAGCAGCAUCUACGUCCCGGGUCCGGCUUUCAGGAUGCCAGUGAGACUUGUGCAGACAUUGCAGAUGAGUUCCUGCCUGAAGUGGAGGCAGAAGGAAUGACUGAGAUGGUGCCUCCAGACAGCCAACCAGAGCCAACUCGAAACUACUCACUAAAGAAACCCCUCUUAGCCAAACUAAAUUUCCACCUGAGAAAGAAGAUCCUAGAGGUACAACUGGGAAUUCCCAUAAAGGCAAGGGAGUCCAGGGAACAAAGGGCAAUGAUCUCAGAGAACAUAUGCAGCCAGGAGUCUCCUGGAAGUCUAAACAACCAAGGAAAAGCAUUGCUCCAGGAACUCCCCAUCCCAGCAGACAUUCCUCAUGACCCGGGUCCAGAAUGGCUCCACCUCAAAGAGCAGCUGCCCACUGAGUUAAAGGCAGUGAAGCAGAACCAGAAGCAGCCAAGUUCCAGAGCAGUAUCUCAAGGUUCUGCCCACUGGGCCUCCAAAGUCUCACAACCCGGUGGAGACACAGCAGAGGCCCGGGUGCUUUGUGUUCAGCUGGAAGGCAGCAUGAACAGCCCCAGCCUGCGGGAGCCCUGGAAUCCUGAGCCCCAAAGCUCUGGCAAGAGCAAGGACUCGGCCCAAGUCUCCAUGCCGGCAGAAACGAGAGAGGGCCCAGGGAAACCCAACUCAGCAGGGGACCACAGAGAAAGGGAUGCAGGGUUUGUGCUCUCUGCAAUAAGAGAAAAAGGGCACCUUGCUGAAGCCCAGACGCCAGAAGGGAUGCUUGUGAACAGAACACCCCACAGCCUCCGGCAGCAGGGACAAGGCUUUCACCUUGAUGCUCCCUGUCAACACAGUCCCAGCAUCACCCUCAGCUUGAGCUCCCAGAGCUACCUCCGGGAGUCCCUAGGGGGGAAGGAAUCCAAGAAGAAUGGCCUGCCAGACAGUCAAACCAAGCUCAGUGUGACCCGCAAACCAGCAAGGAUUCCUGAGAAUGCCCGGCCUGUAGUGCCCCAGGUGUCACAGGGCCAGCCUCUCCUGGGCCAGCUCAUUCAGAGUAAGCCACUGCAGGGCCGAAAUUUGCAAGGUCGUGUUUUGCAGGGGCAGGUGAUGCCAGUCCAUACCCACAAGAGCCCCAGCCUCCCAGAAUCUGGCUUGAGAAGCAAGGUGAAAUCCUUUCUGAACCAUAUUAACCCCAAGACAAAAGGCCAAGGGCACAGGGAAUCCAAGUUCUUUACAGCUGAGAAAGUGGCCAACACUGGAAAAGAGAAUGUAGCAAAGAGCCUGGCUCCAGCCAAAAGUCCCACGGGGCGAACACAGACAGAGAAGCAAGACAGAGAGGGCGAGGCCCAGUCUCCCCCGACUGAGACAUGGGGCCUGGCCUUCGUGGGUGGCCCCCACCCCCCAGACAGCAAGCUCGGGCACCACUCCCAUCCACUCCACUCGGCCUCAGUCCUGGGCCACCCCCGCCACUGCCCUCAGCACUGUCCCCGAGUGGCUUGUGCCACCCAACAAAGGAAACCGCCCUAACUCUCAAGUCUCGCCUCAGAGGGAAACGCUGGUCUGCUUAAGACGACCCUGCUCAAGCGACGCUGUUGGCUCCCCAAUGUCCUCAGUCCUUGGAGAGGACCGUUACUGUCAUUUCAUUAUUGUGCGGGUGGGGCAGAGUGGCCCCCAAAAUACACUCUAUAUCUCUAAGCAGAGUUUCUGUCUGCUCCUUCCCUCCACUCUGGUGUGUUCAGGGAAGGCAUGGGAGAGGCUAAACCCAUCCUUCCUGUCUAGGGAAGCUUUAUCCCACAGUGCGGCUGGGGCAGCAUUCUGCACAACUCCUCCCCGUCCCACCCUGGAGAAGGAAGGCCCUUGUGGAAGGUGCACUGAAGGGGAAGGUCAAGCUUCGAUUCUGGCAUGACCUACCAUGGUGUCCUUGGGCCUAGAAGAGCACUGUGGACAUGAGCAAAUACUGACAGGAAUCCACAGGCAGAAUUCACUGAUGACUUCUGUAUACACCCCCAAUCUGGAGGGGACGUUUUUAGAGGAGUUCCACAGUACUCCAACCUUGAGGAGGUGCUUGUGUUUAUCAAAAGCACACAGCUAAUAAUAUGAUGGGAUAAAAAUCAGAACCAAAUGAUAGCAUCUCCCCUUUUCUGCUCCCUGUUGGUUACUGGUUGGGCCUUUCUGGAGCCCUCUGGGAGUCUGCUGUAGUUCUCUUGCCUAUUUCCAACCUCCACUGCCUAUCAGCUGCAUGGAGUGAGGGACUCCUGGAAUGAAGAUCACAGUAGGAUGUGGAGAGUGUCUUUUCCACCACUCCCAAGGGGCAGACUGGGAGAGAAGCAAGGAGGGGGAGCAUGAAGAUGGAGGUCUGAGUAGCUGGGACAGAAGCUGACACGUUCCUGAUCAGAGUGUGAUGAAGGAGCAAAGCCAAUUUGCUUUGUACUCAAAAGAGCCCAGAGCUAGGAAGCCAGCCAAGUUCCAAGUGCUUUUGGGGGAAGGAAAAUUUAAACUUUGUGAUAGGUCUCUUGCCAAGCAUGUGGAGAACAGUGAUUUGGCCGUUCUGUCCAAAGACACUGCAAAAUAAUUCAAACUCAGAAGACUCACCCUCUAUCCUACCAAACUGUUCCCCAUCAUCAGGGAAUGCUAUGGCAAUAAAUCCAUGCUUUUGGUCAGCCCAAACAUGAAGUCUAUCACUAGGUUCUAAUCUUGGUCUCUUGCAACUUUGUGCCCUAUUCCCGCUUUCUACUUCUUCCACUUGUAUUCAGUUUCUCAUCUGUUCUUGCUGAAUAAAAUCACAAUAUUAUGUCACAUCCCCAGGGCUUAAGACAGUGGCUGUUUAGUUAUACCUUAAUAGUACUUGAAUCCAAAGUCCAGGCUGGAAAUGCAGACCAGCUACAUUUAUGAUGAGUGCUAUAGAAUAGGGGCUCCUGCACAGGAGAAAGUACUCAGCUGAUGAAGAUCCUAGAAGGAUCACAGUAAGUGACCUUGAGAAAGGUCUUAACAUUCAACAAUUAAAAUAUUUGAGUAUUUACUAUCUGCAAAGUACUAUAGCAAAUACAAUGAACAAGAUGCAGGACUUGCACAGUGGAGCUCAUGUUCUCAUAGGAUAGACAGUCUUACAUGCCCAAAUUGUCUAACCAACAUACAUACUUCACUGUUCAAUUCAUCUCAAACUACAGAAAAAUGAACUUCCAAUUCUCCAUCCCCAAUCACACAUAAAUAACAAAACAUGCCCCAGUCAUAGUAUUCACCACAUCAGAAUGGAACUCCAUCUUUCCAUUUGUUUAGGACAAAAACUUUGGUAUCAUCCUUGGUAUUUUUUCCUAACAGUCCACAUCCAAUCCAUCAGUAAAACCUCUUGUCUCUACAUUCAAAAUGAAUCCAGAAC